AUGCCCAUAUUGGGCGCUUUAAGGUACUUUAAGGCAAGGCUGUGUUUUUGGGCAACGCCGCCUCACGCCGGCAUUGUCAAAUCUUGGCCGGUUGUCAGCAUGCACGAUGUGCGCGAACUCACCAACGUCCGUCGCGCGCACGAGCGUUUACGUUUCUCCCUCAUCUGCUUCACGCGACGUGCAAGCGCAAACCUCGGGGCUGAGGCGUGUAAAUCAGCUUGUACAAAACCUCUCAGCGGAAUCGAUCGCGCAAGGUCCCAACAAUGGCGCCGCUCCCCUCACCAGUUCUACAUCGUGAAGCGGACAAAAAGGUUGUCUUCGCGAAAAGUAGUCCAAUGACCUGAUCUUUCUGAAGAAGGUGAAAACAAAUGCGAGAGCAGGCUUGGAUGAGCUCUGACCAGAGAAUUUCUGACCUUGACCAGCUUACUGAUUCCUGUUUUACUUAGCCAGAACUUGCAUCCACUUAAUAUUAUUAUGUUCUAC
Molecule: messenger RNA, 483 nt
Organism: Laccaria bicolor S238N-H82
Lineage: Eukaryota; Fungi; Basidiomycota; Agaricomycetes; Agaricales; Hydnangiaceae
Exons: 2
Coding region: 1-339 (112 amino acids)
Source: RefSeq, a predicted model, not a curated record